Messenger RNA from Knipowitschia caucasica, 282 nucleotides. NCBI's taxonomy places the organism in Eukaryota, Metazoa, Chordata, Actinopteri, Gobiiformes, Gobiidae. The record is from the annotation of a GenBank genome assembly.
AUGUUACCCAUGGUGUGUGUGAAACGCUGCCUCCUCAUGAUGCAGUGGGUCUCAACUCUGCAGUUUCUGUCGGAAGUCACUGAACCUGUUCCUUUUAAUGGGGGGGGGGGGCUUGUGGGUUCUCACCCCUCCCGCUCUGCACUGUGGUCCCAGAGGCACCCAGGGCCCGCUGUGCCUGCCAGGGCCCUCAGAGCCUGCCGGGGGCCUGAGAGCCUGCCGGGGCCCUCAGAGCCUUCCACUCGGGCACUUGGCUUCUCUCCACAGCCUCCUCUGUUUGAUUAA